This is a messenger RNA of Diorhabda carinulata, 8424 nucleotides long. RefSeq lists its product as uncharacterized. Gene Ontology annotation, molecular function: inositol hexakisphosphate kinase activity. NCBI's taxonomy places the organism in Eukaryota, Metazoa, Arthropoda, Insecta, Coleoptera, Chrysomelidae. Gene Ontology annotation, biological process: phosphatidylinositol phosphate biosynthetic process; inositol phosphate biosynthetic process. Gene Ontology annotation, cellular component: cytoplasm; nucleus. The coding region runs from base 594 to 2183 and encodes 529 amino acids. The record is from RefSeq and is a predicted model, not a curated record. The transcript is spliced from 8 exons.
AUGGCAGAAUUGAGAAUGAGUUAGUCAACUACGUAAACUGAUAAAGACAAUACACUCGUUUGCGACUUUACGAUUUUUAAAAGUCUUUGAAUGCUUUUGACUGAGUAAUUUACAGAAAAAAACAUAUGUGUUAUUAGAAAAUUAUAAUAAUUGAAAUGACAAUUGUGGAAGCAAAUACAAUACAUGCAAGUUAGGUUAGUCUUUCUCAAUAACUUUCACCACUUGUCAGUUUUUAAGUGAUAUCUCGGUUGAAACGUGAAAAAUAAAUUCAAGUUGUAUGUAAUUUAUUUGUCCUUAUUGGAUAUUUGUGUGUGAUUUAUCAAAAGUUGACUUAUUAGGAAUAGUUAGUGAUUUCUUAAAGACGUACCAAUCGAUAGCUGAUGAUACACUGAUGCCAAAUUUUACCAACAUCUGACGUUACUUGUGCACAGCUGACUGGCUAUUGAACUACUUACUAACAAUUUAACCUACAAUUCCGUGAUAAUUUGAGGACUUAUGGCAGUUUAAAGUUCGCAUUCGUAUUAAUCGAGUCUUUAUCUAUCCUGAUAGACCAGUGGAAAAGAAACUGUUGUCAACAAUAAGAAGAAGAGGGAAUGGUGUACCUUUUAGCUAAUUGGGGCAUGGGAGAAAAUGACACAGGUAAAAAAAAAUGUGCCGAACCCGUUCAAGCAAGUUUUAGGCGUCAAGAAAAUAUUGGUGCUAACAAUAACGAAGUUGAUUUGUUUCCUUUGAAUAAUCAGGUUGGUGGUCACACGAGAUUGAUGGUAUUGAAUUCCAGUACAAUAGUGAAGCCUCUAAAUUAUCGAGAGUUGGAUUUCUAUCAAAAUAUACAGGAACAGGAUAUUAAAAAUUUCGUACCGAAAUAUAAAGGGGUGAUGCAGGCCACGUUAUGUAGCGGAUCAAAAAUUGAAAAAAGGUACAGCCCCAGUUUCCGUGAUGAACAUCCCAAAGGAAAGAAGGAUAGAAAAAGGAAACGAGAAGAAGUAUACAAAAUGAGGGUUCACCAUACGGGAAAUCCUAAAGAUGUGCUCAAAAGUAUUUCACAAGCGGACAAUACCAAUAAGCAAUAUUUUCUAAUGUUGGAAAACAUAACCUCAAAAUACUCUCAUCCUUGCAUAUUGGAUUUGAAAAUGGGUACCAGGCAACACGGAGACGAUGCGUCAGCGGAUAAGAGAAGAAAACAAAUAGCGAAAUGUGCUGCUAGUACUUCAGCAACUUUAGGUGUUAGGUUAUGUGGUAUGCAAGUGUAUGACACAGAAAGGGAUAUAAAUUAUAAAAGAGACAAAUAUUGGGGACGAGGACUAAAUGAAGAUGGCUUUAAAAAUGCCCUCUGUCGAUUUUUUGACAAUGGUUACGGACUUAGAAAAACUGUGAUUAAAAAAGUUAUUUCAAAAUUACAGAAACUUAGAAGUGUGAUAGAAAAGCAGAGUUGUUACAGGUUUUAUUCUUGCUCUUUGUUAAUAGUGUACGAAGGUAAUAGUGCUAUUUCUAAUGACUCACUAACAACCACAGAACCAUUUUAUUCGAAAGUAUUAAAGAGUUGCUGCGACGACGACUGUACACAAGCAUCGGAAGACAAUAGUAGAGAAAUUCAUUACUGUUAUGACGCAGAUACUUCCAAUUCAUCUGUGGACUUCAAUUCGCUCCACGAAGAAGUUUCACAAGAUACUCAUCACAGAGGUUUCGGCGAAGCCGCAGCACGAGGCGCUCACUCGUCAUCGUUUUUUCCAAUAUCUGAAGAAACUGUAUUCUUAAAUUCUUCCCCGCCUUCCAGUAUUACCCCUUCAAGCCCUUUGGAUAGUUGGAUGGUCUAUUCAAACAGUAGCAGCAGUGAAUAUACCUUACCUGAUCAAUCAGAUAGUAGUAGUUCGAACGAAGAAGUAUCAGAUGCUGAACUGCCAUUGAGUAAACGUGAUUGUAAGUUACAGUGCGCAAAUCGAACUGAAGAGGAUGACGAAGAUUUACUACCUGUCCCUAAAAGAAUUUUUGUCGAAGAUUCUUCUUCCAUUUCUGGUCCCGUAAAUGACGUUGACGUUAGGAUAAUAGAUUUUGCACAUACAUCAUUCACAAGAAAUAGCGACGUUGUAGCGAAAACUGUUCAUGAAGGACCUGAUGGGGGUUUUUUAACUGGAUUGGAUAGCCUACAACGAUUACUUUCACAAAUUUUAGAAGUGGAAAAUUGAUGAAAAUUUAUUUUAUAGGUAAACCAGAAGUUUUAAAUAAAUUAUUUUUCCAUUAAGAUGGGCUGCUAUUUUUGAGAUUAUAUUGGAUAAAGUUUUUAGGAGUAUUAAAAAAAACACUUACAUUAUUAUAUUUGGCAUUCAAUCGUCAUAAAGCAGAGUAGUCUUGACAACAUUUCUAAUAUUUAUUUUAAAUUUGUUAAAUCCAAUGCGUCAAUAUUUAUUUUUUGGUUACUUAACACCCAACCAUGUGAUUUGAGAUGAUUAAGAACAUUGAAACAGUUAUACCCACUCUGCUGUAUUUGAAUUUCGAUAUAAAGUCUUCAUAAAUAAAUUGACUGGGGAUCAUUAGUUCUAUAGACUUUUUUCACAAAGUCACAACAAAAUGUAACCUGAGUUGUUUGGAGUUAUUCUUAGAAAUCUUUUAGAAGCAUUUUAAAAAUGAAAAAUAACCUAAAAAGUUUUGUAUUCGGGUACAGAAUUUCCUUCAGAUAAUUUGCUUCAACAGUUUUAAAAAUGGCAAAUAUAAAAAUUGUGUUACCGAAAUUCAUUCACACACAAUAAUCACAUUUUCAAAUUAGAGCAGUCAGAAAAAUCAUAAUAUUCACAUUUGCCUUAUUUUUCUUUUCAAGCAGAUAAUAGGGAAAUAUGUUGAUAUUGAUGAAAAGAUGUUUUCAGGGUUUUUAGUUUUAUGUUCUACAGUAGGAAGCUUGUUUCUAUUGUUAGCUCAUUCCAUAAGUAUUUACUCCAUAAAUAUAAAUAUUCCGUAUAUCUACAGAUUGCGAUAACGGCAAAAUUGACGAUGUGUGUUAAAAAAAGUCAGGUGAGGCGAUAACGGCAACAUUGAAAUACGGGAUGUGUUAAAUAAAUAAAAGUGUUUUGUCAGGCGAUAACGGCCGACGGGGUGUACGUGGUAUAUGGGUUUUGUUAAUAAUGGAAGGGUUGAUAAUGGUCCGGGUGGGAGAUAUGUGAAUGGCCUAAUGUCGCUUGUUUGGUUACUCACCUAAUGCCAUUAUCAACGAAAAAAUAUGCUCUACCUGCCAAUAUUAACAAAUCAAGUACAACUCGUCGGCCGUUAUCACCUUAUAAACACUUUUUUAAACAUAUCUCGUAUUUCAAUUUUGCCAUAAAACUCAUUGUAGAACAAAUAUAGCAGGGUGUGGAUAAGAAUAUUUGUUGAUUCAACACAUCUAUUACCCUCAUAAAUACAUUAACAAUUAAAAUAUCUGAUGAUUUUAAAACUUUUAACUCUCUGAAGAUGAUAACUUGGUUAUCAAAACACGUGUUGGACAGUGUAAUAGUAUUGAAAUAGAUACCAAUAUCAUUAUCAGAAAUUUAAACAAAAUUAUUUAUCACAUUGAAAAAACCACUAAAGAUAAGCAGAAUGUUCAAAUUGCACCCAAUAGAAAGUAAAUAAAUAUUUUUCCAGGAAUAUUUAAUCGAUUGAUAGACAUAUUUAAUAACGUGAGUGUGUUUCUUGAAAUUUUAUUUAAAGUAUCCGAUAAAAAACAGAAAAUAGAGUGCAGGGUAAUUGUAGAAAGAAUAGGUGACUUAUUUGGUAUCAUUUUGAAAGUUUAUAUUCAACUCUGUAUAUAUAAAAUAUGUUUUAACCUAUUUUCGCCACUCGUUUAAAAUAUACAUAUAAAUAUGCAAAUAGUUAAUUUAUAAUCAAUUAAUAUUAUAAGCAGAUAAAAAAUGGGAAUUUCAACCAACCAUUUUCAAUUUACUGUAGUAUUUUUGAAUAGUUUAUAUGUUAAAGAUGCCAAAUUGCGAAAUAAAUUUCAGGAUUCUUUAAGGGUGUUAAAUCACGUUAAAUCAGUCAGCGCGGAAGAUCACAUACCUUUGAUAUUAGUCAAAGUUUAAAGAUAUGAUAUUAAAAAAUAAUAAACAUUUCUUUCCAUCAGAUAGUAAUAUCGUGAGAUUGAUUAUGAACUAUGUUCACUAUCAUAUGGUCAUACGUACAUAGUCCCAGAAUCCAUUUACGUUUUUUAUGUCUUGAUCACAACAAUAAUUUGGUUCAAGAUCAAUUUGAAAAUUCCAGUGUUAAAAGCGAAUUCACUGAUAACAUACAGUAUAUUCAAAUUAUUGCUUUAUCUUGAUAAAAGUGAUUUUGUAAUUGAUGUUUUUGGAACAUGAUAAACUGUUGGAAAAUGAUAUAUUUUAAUGUCAUCGUAGAUAUCUUAUCUUCAAUUUAAUUUUCAUAUGCUGAACAUUGAAAUAUGUAUCCACAUUCUUUAAUAAAUUAUGUUGAAACUAAUUGCAAUCAUAAAUAGUUAGAUUUGUUUCUCAGUUAUGUAGUUAUUGAUUGAAAGAUAGUUUUAUAAAACUUCCACGUACAUGAUAUAAGGUGGUCAAAAAUUAUGUACAUAUAUUUUUAAAGCUGUUAUUACUUCUAAUGUUCAUUUUUUUCUAAAACUUCAAAGGGAUUAAUUGGGAACCCUUUUUCUACAAAUAUCUACCAAACAGUUUAAAUAUGUAGUUCAUAUAUUUUGAAAUCAUCUACAUAAUUUCAUAUGACUACUGGGUACUUUGGAAGGAAAGUAAGAGCUAUUAUUUCAUAUUUAUAUACUCUAGAUACUAUUAUCUAUAACAUUUGCAUUAUUAACUAUUUGUGAUGAUAUUACAAAAAAAAAUCGGUAAAAUGAGACUAAUAACCAUCAUUAAUCUUUCCAAAACUGCCCUGUAUUGAUAUGUAAUAAGGUUGGUGGUGAUAUAAAAUUAAUGAUCCUAAUGUCUUAGAACUACCCUAACUCAUUUAAAGGGUUAUAUUUCCCUUAUUAUUCAGUUGUCGAAUAUUUGUACAUAUUCUAAUGCUAAUAACAAAACACUUAUAAUAUUCUAUGGAGAUUUGCUCCUUCAAAUUUCAAUAAUCUCAAAGAUCUUUUAAAAUGGUACCAAUGAGAAUAAAAAGGUUUACUCGAAUCUAAAGUGUCGCUGCCAAAAUUUUUUUCUACAAACAUUUUAUAUUUCUAAAUUUUAAUCAUAAAUACUGUAUAUAUUAUUGAAGAAAGAACUGACUGAACCGAGAAUUAGUAAGUUAAUGAAUUAGCAAAGUAUUAAAUUGAGAUGGACAUCAAUCAGUAAAUUUAAUGCCGGAUCUUAUCUACUGCCAAUUUUUAACGCAGCAUAUGGCUCAACAAUAAAUCCUGCAACAGUAUGGCUUUUAAAUUUGUUUCAUAAGUGGGUUACAUAAUCAGCCAACAAUGGCUGACGAAAUAAUAUGGACGUGGCGGCUUAUAUUACUUUAAACAAAAAUUUAAUGAGAAAAAGAUUGUCGUUUCCACCUUAUUUCAAUAAGUGCGAAACUUUAAGUAUCCAGUUUCAGUCUUUUUUCUCUCUUUUUUUUGCGUAAGUUAUCAAUUUUUUGAAUAUUUUGCAAGCCGCACAUUUCUUAUACCAAAUUUUUCAGCGAUAACAGGUCAUCAAUUUUUUCUAACAUUUCUAUUUUUAUAUAUUCCCGUUUCCACACUUCAGGACAUAAAUGUAUCUUAUUAAUAAAAUCAAUAAUUAUCUCACUUCACCAUCUGAUUUUUUUCGCAAAAACUUUACAAAACAUAUCAAGUAAUAACCAAAACAAUGUUAUAUUGCGUUGUAAAAUACAGUAGCUUUUCCAUAGGUUUUACUUGAUUGCACUAAUGGUUUCGCAUUAAAAUACGUCAAAUGUUAACCAUAGCACUCAAAAUUGCAUUAAUAUAUACCCUUUGCAUAUGUAUCUUUUGUUAUUUUCAAAAUUUGGCAAUCUCACCUUCAUUAUAUGAUGAGUUUGCCAAUGCAGAGUUUAUAACAACAUUGUUGCCAAUUCUAUAAAAAAGCUGAAUAUUUUGUAAAACUACAUCGGCGAUACCAAACACGUAUGACUUUAGUGACAGGGACAUACUAAAAUAUUAACCUCUAUAUCGCAUAGUCUGGCUGUUAUUGUUUGCAAUGUUGCCGGCUAUUCUAUUACAGCAACAUAUUGCAUUAAAAAUAUCAUCGGCUUAGAAGCACCAUAACAUCGUAUCGUACCGGUUUUUAACUGUUGAAAUUUUGUAAUAGAAGUAUGUUUUGUUCAAUAAAAAACAUGAGGCCUAACCGAAGGGAAGGGGUCGCAGCGAUUAGUUUUUAUUCACUAAUAAAUCCUGGGUUCGGCGGCACUGAGCUAAUUUACUUCGUUACUUUAUGGCACUUUAUAUCCAUUAAUUCAAUACAUGUAUAUGCGAGCAAUUAUUAAUUAUUGUGUUCAGUUUUUAUAUUUGUCUUUUUGUUUGAGUAAAAUGUUUGGGAAAAAAAGUAAGUCAUUUUAUUUUAUUGGGCAAAUGCAAAUAUACAAUAGCCCAUAUAGUAAAAUGACAAUAUUAAAUAGUAAAUAUCUUAGUGUGAAUACAAUCAAAGUAUUAUUUUUUGCAUUCUAAUAGAUGGAAGGUUCCACUUUUCAUCAGGUGCUUACAAAACUUGAAUUUUAAAAUAGAUUUCAUUUUUACAAUUUGUUUUUUUUUCCAAAAAAAUUUUCAUUAAUGUUAAUAUAAAAGCAGGCAGAAGUUUUUUAUCUAGAUGUAUAGGUGGUAUUGUGACUUUGGUUAUUUCUUCUAUUUAUGUUAGAAAGGAUCCUUUAAUGUUUGAAUCUGUGAUUUUUAAAUAGUUCGUAUUAAUGAAAGACGGAUGAAUGUAAUUUCUAGACAUUCCGAAUUUUUUAUCAUAAAACUUAUCUUUGACGUCGGAAGUGAAUUUACAAGAAAAGAACUUAAAUUAUUUUAUUUCAUGACGAUCAUUGAGAUUAAAUAUUAUUAGAAUAUUAAAAAAAAUUGCCAUAUUUUGACAUAGACCGAAAUAGGUCAAACAUCAAUUUUUAACUGUUAUUCUAAACUUAUUUUCUGUAUCAAACAAGAUUUAAAAUUAAUACGAUUCAUCCAGAGAAAAAUAAAAAGGUCGAAUAACAGAACUUAGUACCAAAUAAUAGAACUGAAUAUUGGAAAAUGUUCUCCUUUCAACUACCUAUUAGUAGAUAGCUUCACACUAAUACACAAAUUAAAAGUCAGAGAAAAAACUCAAUUUAAAUGAGAAUGUGUUUGUAAUUACAUAAAAUUCAUUAAUUUAUUAUUUUAUCCCAUUGUUCACCAGUUUUGUGAAUAUUGUUGGAAUGUGUACUAAAACUUUAUAAAGCAGCAUAGUUAGAAACUAUUUGUCAUUUAGGUAUGUUAUAUAAGAAUAAAACUUUACGACUUUGAUUGGUCGAAGCAAUAUUAUGCAACCCAACGAAGUUCGUAACAAAUUUUGUAACAACGGCUUUUCCCCCAAUAGUAGUCUGAAACAUUUUCAUCCUAUAUAAUAAAUAAGCUCAUCAUGUGUUCAUUUUUAUAUGUUGACUCAAUUACACAUUCUAUUUGUAAAAUGCAUUCAAACACUAAAAUUUGAUUUUAAUAGGUUUUGUAAAUUGUCAAUGAUAUUAGCAACUAAAUUAACUAGUUAAAACAUUGAAUAAGCAAAGGAAACAGUUUUUUCUCAAAUUUAUUAUAAUUAUAGAUAGUUCUAUUUUAAUAAAUAAUUUACUUAAUAUGAUAAUGAUUUAAUAGAAAAUAUGCUAAUUUUGGCCAUUAUUAAAAUGUAAUCUGACGUGCAAAAUUCUGGAAAUUAUAUGAAUUUACUACAUGAAUAUCAAACUAGAAUCUGUUUCAACCAUACAAAGAUCUCUAUUCAUCAUAUUUCAAAUUUAAGAAUAGAAAGUCCUUGUAUGAUUAAAACAGAUGGUAUUUUGAUAUACAUAUGGUAAUUCAUAUACUUAUCAGAGUGCGGUUAUAUUCUGAUAAUGACUGAAAUUAUGCCCAAAAGGGCGAAACAUAUUUUAUUAAAAUAUUCAUUUUUUAUAUGUAAUCGAGAUUAUUUAUUCAUAAAAAGAUACCUAUUAGAAAAGACCUACGUAUUAAAAUAUCUGCAUUUAUGUUCAUCAAAUUUGAAUAAAAAAAUAAAAUAAUUCCACUUGGCCACUUGAGAAAGUAACUGAAAAAAAAAAUAAUGUAAGAAAUCACAAACUUAACAAAACACGUUACGAGCCAUUCCAAUAUUAAUUAUUCAAUCCAAUUAGAUGAUGUUUAGGAAUAUCAUUGAUUUCUGUUUUUCAAAAUACUUGUAUAUAAUUAUUGGGACUUAAGGCUUGAUCUCCUUCCUAAUAAACAUAAUAUGGUUUGUUGUUAAAUUGGAUGAAUGUUUAUUACUUUAAGAAAUAUUUAUGUUUUUGUAAUUGUUUUCAAUAAAAUUAAAUCACAUAGAA